AUGGAUUUGAGUCAAGCCGAUAGCUCUGAUAUGCCCGAGGACCCGGCGGAUAUCGAGACCUUCCCCGACGUAUGGUUCUAUCCGGAACAGCUACGAGAUGGCCUUGAAGUACCCGAUCUCUCCGAGGAAACUAUCCAGGAGGCGCUUGCCUGCGCCUACGAAUAUCCCAGAAGUGUCAUACCCGAGUGGAAGGACAAUGCGAAAUACAUAGCAUUCACAAAAACCAUUAUAAUCGCCGUCGUCGCAGAGUUCCGCGGCGACUUAGUGCCGCAAGACGGCAGCAGUAUCUUCCUCGGCUACGAUCUAGAAGGGCUUCUAGACAGUCUAUUUAGUAGCGACACCGAGCUACGCGCCGCCAUAUCUCGCGAGUUUCGAGCUUUCCUGCUCCUCUCCGUCGAGAAAUCCAGCAAAAGACUCGACUCGGAAUUAUUCCGUCGCUAUCUAUGCGCGCUAACAGAGUCGCCCCAGACCUGGUUCCGGCUCCGCGACUGCGACGCCCUGGUUCGGUACACAAUCGCCAGUGCACUAUCGUGCAACGAGUCUGUCGACGUCAUUUUCAGUGAGGAGCAGUGGCGGCUUAUCGGAGAGCUGUGUUGUACGCUGUACGACGCCGUCGCUUUCCACAAGCAUCGAGCGGAGGGCGAGACCAACAGCACCUUCGGGUAUUUCGACGCCCACACGCGCGUCAAGAGCUUCCAGCUAUACCGUAUGGUUCUUUGGGCUAUCGACGUCCCAUGGGCCACCAAUCCCGCCAAGCGCUGCGUCGUCAAUUUCUUGCGUUUCUUCGGAGGCCCUCUCCAUAUGAUGACGCGGAGGUACCGCUUCGUCGAGGAUGGACUGCGGAUCGGCAAGCCAGAGACGGAGCAAGUGGUAGAGCUAACCCGUGCCAACUUCAAACUCUGGAACAGGGUCGAGGAGACGGUCGCACAGCUGAAAUAUGACGGACAGUACGCAGACUUUGUUGCGCAGUCUGACAAGCUAAUGUUCGAUGGAUUCUGCGACCUUCUGCAGCGCAGUGGCAGUCGGGAGUGUGCCAACUGCACGUUCAUAGUAACAGGCACUACCAAGGAUAUUCGGCAAUUCGGAGGCAUCCAGCUGUGUCCGAGCGAGUAUCUCUAG
This is a messenger RNA of Emericellopsis atlantica, 1119 nucleotides long. RefSeq lists its product as uncharacterized. The record is from RefSeq and is a predicted model, not a curated record. The transcript has 2 exons. Bases 1 to 1119 code for a protein of 372 amino acids. Lineage: Eukaryota; Fungi; Ascomycota; Sordariomycetes; Hypocreales; Bionectriaceae.